AUGGGCUCGGUGGGAUCCGAGCGCUUCAAGGAGCUGAGCCCAGUGGGAACGCCGGAGGGGAACGUGGUGAUGAGCUUCAGCUUCGACAGUUACCAGCUGGAGGAGGACGAGCUGCAGCGGGGCAGCCAGGCCAAGGGCGUCCUCACCUUCAUGGAGCCGGUUUCUGAGGAUCCCGAGCCGCAGGAUCGAUACCAUGGGAUUUACUUCGCCAUGCUGCUGGCUGGGGUGGGAUUUCUCCUGCCGUACAACAGCUUUAUCACCGACGUGGACUAUCUGCACCAUAAAUACCCAGGGACCUCCAUUGUCUUCGACAUGAGCCUCACCUACAUCCUGGUGGCCUUGGUGGCCGUCAUCCUCAACAACGCGCUGGUGGAGCUGCUGAGCUUGCACACCCGGAUCUCUGUGGGCUAUCUCUUCGCCCUGGGGCCGCUGCUCUUUGUCAGCAUCUGUGAUGUGUGGCUGGAGCUCUUCAGCCGCCGGGAAGGCCACUGCUGCAAUAAUCCCUCCUUCUCCUCUCUGUGCAUCUCUCCUGAAGUGCAGCAAUCCAGCUUCUAUGGCUACACGGGGCUGCUGCCCAAGCGCUACACACAGGGGGUGAUGACGGGCGAGAGCACCGCCGGGGUCAUCAUCUCGCUAAGCCGUAUCUUCACCAAGCUGCUGCUGUCAGACGAGAAGGAGAACACGGUCAUCUUCUUCUUCAUCUCCAUCGGCAUGGAGCUGACGUGCUUCAUCCUCCACCUCCUGGUCAAGCGCACCCGCUUCGUCCGCUACUACACCUCCUGCUCGCGCAAGGGUCUCCCUGAGGAGCGGGGAACCGGUGACCACGGGACGGGCUACCGCGUCCACCACGAUGUCACCGCGGAGGACAUCCACUUCGAGAACAGGCAACGGGGACAGCUGAGCCCCCCCCGGGGCAGCCCAGGCCAUGAAGCUGAGCUGGCUGGAAGCGGCACCUACAUGCGCUUUGAUGUCCCUCGACCCAAAAUCAAGAGGAGCUGGCCCAGCUUCAGAGACAUGCUGCUCUACCGCUACGUCGUGUCCCGGCUCAUCUGGGCCUACAUGCUCUCCAUCGCCAUGACCUACUUCAUCACGCUGUGCCUCUUUCCUGGGCUGGAGUCAGAGAUCCACAACUGCACACUGGGGGAGUGGCUCCCCAUCCUCAUCAUGGCCAUCUUCAACCUCUCCGACUUCGUCGGCAAGAUCCUGGCUGCCCUGCCCUAUGACUGGAGAGGGACCCACCUCCUCGUCUACUCCUGCCUCCGCGUGGUCUUCAUCCCCCUCUUCAUCAUGUGUGUCUAUCCCAAUGGAAGGCCCACCUUCGGCCACCCCGCCUGGCCCUGCAUCUUCUCCCUCCUCAUGGGCAUCACCAAUGGCUACUUCGGCAGCGUUCCCAUGAUCCUGGCUGCUGGCAAAGUGAGCCCGGAGCAGCGGGAGCUGGCAGGGAACACCAUGACCGUGUCCUACAUGACAGGCUUGACGCUGGGCUCGGCCGUGGCCUAUUUCGCCUACAGCCUCACCAGCACAUCCCACAGCAGCUGUUUCUACACCGAAACCUCCAACAGCUCCUUUACGUUGGGGUACUGA
This is a messenger RNA of Nestor notabilis (Kea), 1584 nucleotides long. RefSeq names its product solute carrier family 29 (equilibrative nucleoside transporter), member 4 (gene SLC29A4). Gene Ontology annotation, biological process: nucleoside transmembrane transport. The coding region runs from base 1 to 1584 and encodes 527 amino acids. NCBI's taxonomy places the organism in Eukaryota, Metazoa, Chordata, Aves, Psittaciformes, Psittacidae. Gene Ontology annotation, molecular function: nucleoside transmembrane transporter activity; monoamine transmembrane transporter activity. The record is from RefSeq and is a predicted model, not a curated record. Gene Ontology annotation, cellular component: plasma membrane. The transcript has 10 exons.